This is a messenger RNA of Durotheca rogersii, 2335 nucleotides long. RefSeq lists its product as uncharacterized. The transcript has 2 exons. Gene Ontology annotation, molecular function: nucleic acid binding; tRNA-intron lyase activity. Gene Ontology annotation, biological process: tRNA-type intron splice site recognition and cleavage; tRNA splicing, via endonucleolytic cleavage and ligation. Bases 486 to 2192 code for a protein of 568 amino acids. Gene Ontology annotation, cellular component: tRNA-intron endonuclease complex. Lineage: Eukaryota; Fungi; Ascomycota; Sordariomycetes; Xylariales; Xylariaceae. The record is from RefSeq and is a predicted model, not a curated record.
GGUACUUGCUUCUUUGUGCACGACUUCUGCAAUCCCACGGUCACAUGCUCACAACGGGCGGAUCUUCGUCGGCAGACGGAACAAUUCGCUCAUGCCGCCCCUCCUUUUCUCGGGCAUAGACGGACCGGAAAGGGUAUUCAGAGGUAUCUUCAAUCUCUAUGCUGCCUAGGAUAUACCUACAUUGUACAUCUGGAUCGGAACAGACCAAUGGGCCUCGCCGGUUUUAUUUUUCGAAAUCACGAUUGCACGCCCGUCGCAAAAUCUAUCUGAAUCUUCCUCCUCUUCAUCUUCUCACACUCACUAAAAAUCAACAAUAUAAAGCCACGACAGUUGCUGUCGCCCGUCGUCCUCGAUUUCAAAGUAACGAAAGGCUGGACAACAGCGAGGCCGACCUAGCGAACGAUUGCUAGCUGAAUCCCUGCGCGGCCGGCUCCAGAGGAUAGAUGCUCUCUUAUAUAACCAGGUCGAGAUGAUGUGCAGCAGCCAUGGCAGACACACCCUGUGCCGUCCCCACCUCGCGCCAACAUGAGAAUUCUCCCGCCUCCACUGCUAUAGAGUCUUCUACAAAAUCGGCACCUCCAUCCCGGGCCCAAGCCAGGUCGGACCGUCGCUCGGCUAUCCCAAGCGGGCCUCCGCUACAUAAGAUCUAUGCUCUGCCCGCCCCGAUCCGCACAUUUCCACUGCCCACUUUCUAUCCGAGCAACCCGCUCUCCCUCUUCCAGCUUGCCUUCGCCUGGGUAAGCCAGCUCAUCUCCCCACCACCCGCCGAACCGGCCGUGAUUCACCAGGGAUUCUGGUCGCCGGAGACGUGGUCGGUUCAUAUCAAAGACCCCAGGUCGAUUCGCGCGCUAUGGGAGCAGGGGUUCUUCGGCAAGGGCAAUUACAGCCGUAGCGAGCCAAAUUGGCUCAAGCGCGAACAGGCCCGAAGAGGCAAGCACGACGGCCACGUCGCCGAGGAGUGGACCAACCAGAGGCGCGAAGAGCGCAAGAUGAUGAAGUGGGAUAGGGCCCGAAAGGAGCAGGAAGCUAUCCGGCGAACAAAGCUCGAGGAGGCAUGGAUUGCUCCUGUGGGCCCCUUGGAGUUGCUUGCCCUCCCGAACUCUAUACGCGAUCAGAAGCCUGACCGUCACAAUAACGACUCGCCUAAUGGACAGUCGGCUCGGGUACCUGCUAUGAAUGGCCGGGGGGUUAUCGGCUCGGUGGUGCGUGAUGCGAUUCCGAAUGGUUCGCCCUCACCGCAAUCGCUGGCGGAGGCUGCGAAUGGCACCGGGCAUCCUACGGUAAAGGCGGACGACCUGUCGAUAUUGCCUAAGGCGAAUGGCCAUAUCUCCCCUCCACGUACACCGACCGAUGCUACCAGGCCGAUCGACCUAGAGAGUGCGCCAGAAGCCGGUGGCUCUGGUAAACGGCGCAAGAGUGUGCGAUUUUCGGCCAAGGUCGAGUCGACUACUUUUCAACUUGCGGAUCCUCCCAGUCCCCGCCACCGUGUACAGCCUAACGGAGAUGUCGCGCAGGGUAGCUCGACCGUUGGUAAUUCGCCGUUGUCUCAAAUGUCGGAUUUGGCUGCAUCACCACCACACGGCGAAGCCAAUAUCACAUCCGACGCCGCUGCUGCGCCUGGUACUGAAAUUGUGGACAGAGAACAUCUUCAGCUAACCGUAGAGGAGGCUUUCUAUCUCGUCUUUGCACUAGGAACUCUAACGGUAACGGAUUCUAAACUUGAUACGCCAUUUACCACCUCGGAUUUGUUUACGCUCUUCCGUCGGUCAUCGUACUUACCAGCGAGAAAAGCAGAUCUGCAGCCGGAUGACCCGUUUCUCGUCCAAUAUGCCGUAUAUCACCAUUUUCGCUCCCUGGGCUGGGUGACCCGACCUGGCAUCAAGUUCGGUGUAGAUUGGCUGCUGUACCAUCGCGGCCCCGUCUUCUCCCAUGCUGAGUUUGCUAUCGUCGUACUGCCGUCCUACUCGGAUCCGUGGUGGACGGCCGAGGGUCGCCAGGCCCCUCGCAGAUCGUGGCACUGGCUUCACACCAUGAACCGUGUGCAGUCUACGGCAUUGAAGACUUUAGUAGUUGUGUACGUUGACAUACCACCCCCGACCGACGAGACGCUGGGUGCCGCCGAGAUCUUGGAGCGCUAUAACGUGCGUGAGUUUAUCGUUAAGAGGUGGCUCAGCAACCGAAACAGGGAUUGAGCAGUUACGUUAGAGCCGAAAUCCUAUAGGUUUAUGUUCUAGGAGCAGUGGGACGACACGAUGGUUAUAGCAGAGCUUGCUCAGAAAUCACUAAAAGGCAACAAUAGACAUCCACAAGAAAAUAAACCAGAAUAUUAUUAAAC